Xiphias gladius (swordfish) is the source of this 2572-nucleotide messenger RNA. RefSeq names its product major facilitator superfamily domain containing 10 (gene slc75a1). Gene Ontology annotation, biological process: transmembrane transport. Lineage: Eukaryota; Metazoa; Chordata; Actinopteri; Istiophoriformes; Xiphiidae. The record is from RefSeq and is a predicted model, not a curated record. Gene Ontology annotation, molecular function: transmembrane transporter activity. Bases 189 to 1610 code for a protein of 473 amino acids. Gene Ontology annotation, cellular component: brush border membrane. The transcript has 14 exons.
GAUAAAAAUGGGCUGAUGAGAGAGGGAAGCUAGAGCUGCCGGAGUCGGCGUGAUCCGUUGGUCCGACUUGACGAGUCCGCGGAAACCGUAGGUCACGGGGUUUUCCUAUAAUUUUCCAAAAAGCGCCUGACCUGUAACUGUAAAUUCAUAGGACGUUUCCCGGAAAGAACAAUUUGAUGUGGCACUAAAUGCAGGGAAACUGGAGACAGUAUUCAGGAACAGGUGAAACACCGUACUCAGUUGGAGGAAUGUCAGUCGUAAACGAAUCUGCAGAGGGUGGCGGCUCGUUCUCCUCAAAGGUCAUCAACAUUGUGUUUAUCGUCCUGCUGCUGGACCUGCUGGGGUUCACUCUGAUUCUGCCUCUACUACCCUCCAUUUUGGACCAUUAUGCACAAACAGGGGACUCUGUAUAUCAGUCCCUGCAGAGUGUUGUGGACUGGUUCAGGGAGGCGGUCGGGAUUCCUAUGGAGAAGAAAUACAACAGUGUCCUGUUUGGAGGUCUGAUCGGUUCACUGUUUUCGCUGCUGCAGUUCCUGUCAUCGCCUUUAACCGGUGCUCUGUCAGACCGCCAUGGCAGACGACCCCUGCUCAUUGUUACCACAUUAGGGCUGAUGUCCUCCUAUGCGGUGUGGGCAGUUUCCCGGAGCUUCAGCAUGUUCCUUUUGUUUCGGGUAAUUGGAGGCAUUAGUAAGGGCAACGUCAGCCUCUGCACUGCCAUCGUGGCCGACUUGCCUUGCCCGAAAGUGCGAAACCGAGGAAUGGCUAUGAUUGGCAUUGCCUUCUCCUUGGGCUUCACUGUGGGGCCUCUGAUGGGCGCCUACUUUGCCGUCAACUCCAGCACAACAGGAAAUGUCUUCUACCAAACUCCGGCUCUGCUCGCCUUGGCCUUCAGUGUUGCUGACUUGCUCUUUAUUUGGCUCGUGCUGCCGGAGACGCUCACGGGGGACAUCAAGGCUCCAUCUUCAGGGUUCGGGGAAUCCAGGGACCUCCUGAACCCCUUAUCUUUGUUCCAUUUUUCAGCUGUUACAAGGACAGAAGAUCCGCCUUCAAAAGAAAGAAUGCAGAAGCUUCAAGUGUUGGGCCUGGUUUAUUUCUGCUACCUCUUCCUGUUCUCUGGUCUAGAGUUCACGCUGAGUUUUCUGACUCACCAGCGCUUCCAGUUCACAAGUAUGCAGCAGGGAAAGAUGUUCUUCUUCAUUGGAGUCAUCAUGGCUCUGAUCCAGGGGGGAUACGCUCGCAGAAUCAAACCCGGGCAGCAUAUCAAAGCUGUUUGUAUGGCAAUCAUAGCAUUGAUCCCAGCAUUUCUUCUCAUUGGGUUAUCGUGGAAUAUAACAAUGCUUUACAUCGGCUUGGCGUUAUACUCCUUCGCGGCUGCAAUAGUAGUUCCAUGCAUGUCAACACUUGUUUCUGACUAUGGCUCGGCCAAUCAGAAAGGCACGGUGAUGGGGAUCCUGCGUAGUUUGGGCGCCUUGGCCAGAGCACUGGGACCGGUUGUGUCAUCCUCCGUUUACUGGAUAGCUGGAGCACAGACCUGUUUUCUCAUCACAUCAGCCUCUUUCAUUGUACCGCUCGCUCUCUUGAGCUCAGCCAGGAGGCUUAAGGAGGAGUGAGCAGUGCAAAGACAUGACAUGACUUUAAAAGGACUGAUUGCAGGGACAUUCUGAUAUUUUGCUACCUAAACGAACGCUAUGAUGUUUACGUCUGCUGGGAAAGCAGGCGCGGAAUUAUGACUUUGUCACAUGCAACAAUCAUGAGAAGAUGUACACUUUCAGUUUACUUUCUUCCGCUGCUGGCCAAGAACCAUGACAUGCACGUGCCAAAACCAAAGGGGGAAGUGGUGGGACGGUCGUCACUGCAUAAGUGAGAAAUAAAUGGACAUAAUGCCUUUUAUGUGCACAUUUAGACCUGUGCAUAUUACUGCAUGGGUUAGGGUAGGUCACAAAUAACAUUUAUGCCUGAGGAACAUAGAUAUCAUUUUAUAUCUUACUUAAAGAUUGUACAAAAAUGUUCUCAGUACUGCAACUUCACUGAAAUGGUGGAAGGUAAUUGAGUACAUAUACUCAAGUUCAACUUUGAAGUACUUAUAACAGUACAUAGUAUUUCAAUUUUAUCCUAAUUAAUACUUUUACUCCACUACAUACAUUUUACUCCACAACAUGUCCUUAGUGCCAAAGUUUUCUUUUGUUUGUUUUUUUGUUUGUUUUUUUCCGGAAGAUUUUUAAAUUAAAAAAUGUACUAUAGAAUAACAAAACACCCAAAAGUAUACAAAUGAUUAAAAAUUAGCUUCACCUCAACUGCUACGAUAUUAAAAUACUGUUUAAUCUGAAUGAAAGGGUAUAUUUUGGAUAAAGGAUGCUUCUUCUUUUGAUACUUUCUGUAGAAUUUUUUACUUCGAGUAAAAAUUUGAAUGCUGGAUUUUUACUUGUAACAUGUUUUGUUUUGUUUUUUUUAACCGGUGCUUUAACCGGUGCUUGAUUUAUUUAGAAAUAUCCACCAAGGACGGUCAGAACAAACCAUGGUGACAUUUCAGCGUAACAUUACAGAAUAUUAAAAUAAAGCAUUUUAUAGUUGA